AGCCAAGUCCGAACCCAAGGAGAUGCUAGACGCCGUCGACCCCCAUCGGAAAAAGUUCGGGCUCAAGACCUUCGCCGAGCUGCGCGCCCCCGACGGCGGCGAGAAGGAGAACCUCCUCAUCCAGCAGAAGACGGAGACCGUGGACGCGCUCAGCAAGAUCGCUCAGCCGUGCAACGGAGUACCGGAGGUGCUGGCUGCUCUGACGGCCGCCGGAGUAGCGUUCUGCAUCUCCACGACGAGCCCCAAGCCGAGGGUGCCUGCGUCCAUCACGGCCUGCAAGCUCGACGAGUACUUCCCGGCCGACAAGGUGCAUAGCGGGGAGAGCGAUUUCGACCCCCCGCGUUUCAAGCCAAACCCGUCGGUGUACCUCAAGGCCGCUGAAACGGAGGGCAAGGAGCCCGCCAACUGUAUCGCCGUGGAGGACAGCGGCUCCGGCGUUGGUUCCGCAUCGAACGCCGGCGUCGGACUGACGGUGGGAUACGUCGGGGCAUCGCACAUCCCGGACUACAAGAUGGACACGCAUGCCGAGAUGCUCAUGUCGGGGGGGCGUGCCGAGAACGGCAAGGGGGCAGAGAUCGUGAUCUCGGACAUGACGGACCUGCUCAAGGUUAUCGAGUUCUUCGCCGGGGAGAAGAUCGCCGGAAAGUCUGCUCCGUUCGAUUUCCCAAAGGAAUUGAUUUCUUCCCUGAAGCAGCCCGUGUGGGUCCACGGCACCAAGGCCUAACCUUUUCUCGGGUAGAGGAAGCCUGAUGUGU
This is a messenger RNA of Ectocarpus sp. CCAP 1310/34, 755 nucleotides long. The record is from the annotation of a GenBank genome assembly. NCBI's taxonomy places the organism in Eukaryota, Phaeophyceae, Ectocarpales, Ectocarpaceae.